Molecule: messenger RNA, 2559 nt
Organism: Nomia melanderi (Alkali bee)
Lineage: Eukaryota; Metazoa; Arthropoda; Insecta; Hymenoptera; Halictidae
Gene: Eogt
Product: EGF-domain O-GlcNAc transferase
Cellular component (GO): endoplasmic reticulum lumen
Molecular function (GO): protein O-acetylglucosaminyltransferase activity
Source: RefSeq, a predicted model, not a curated record
UGUCUCACGUGCGAGGCGUCGCAGGGAAGAGAUUCAAACAGUGUGUACAAGAAAUUCGAAUGUUCACGGCUAAAUUAUCAUCAACCGAAGCUGCAAGAAGCAUCGAAAAAGUCUGCGUACCGUCCGCUUCCCCGAUGAGCGUAUCAGUAAUCCCUCGAGUACUUUUUCCAAGCGAAAACGCAUCGUUCGAAGAGCCGUGACAGUGGUCCGCCAUAUUGAAGCGCGCACACAGUCGAAGGAUCAAGCGUGCGUGAGAGGCAAAUAAAGUCAGAUGCCUGUACCGCAAGGUAUCCUGUCUCCUACUUGCAAGAGGUGAGAAAACGUGCGGACUACCGCGCACUCUCGUUCGUCGAGUACACGUGAGUACGGCGUUUGUUUUGUUCGACGUGCGGUACGCGGGACGCUUGUCUGGCUGUACUAUCGAUUUCGGCGAGGAGGACACGGAAUGCCGGUAUGGUUUCAAAAAUAAAACGGAGCAUCCCGAUAGAAUUGAUCACCUCGUUGAAAAAUUUUCAAGGGUAACAGGCGAUACCUCCCGCGUCCGUGUGGGUGUACGCGUGCUGCGUGCGACAGAGAACACACAGAAGGUGAGGUCAUAUACCCAUCGCUACAGGUGGUUCCUCCUCCAUUCACGCCGUGCAACGGGCACCGCCGCAACGGAGCCCACCUUUCCCCAGGGAACCCCGGUUUAUUUCCUUGGCGCACACCACGAUGAUCGAUCGAACGCUCCUCGGCAAAUGUGCGACGCUGGUCGUUCUAGUUUUCGCGGUCACUGCCAUUCCUGCCAAUUACUCGGACAUUGAUCUGCCAGAUGAUCACAUGAAGUACUACUUCAACUCUUUUCCCACGGUCGCCGAAGAGUGCCGCAAUAACACCGCUUGCCCGUACAAGGACAGCCUUGACACCGAAGCUUGCUGGGGUUACGAGCCGAACUGCAAAGCGGAAAAUGCGUUCUCGAUCGCCGAGUGCCCGGGCGACCACAAAGGAUGGGUGACCACGAAGAAAGCGCAAUUAGACACGUUCUACGCUCAAGGGGAUUUCGGUUACGUGCGCGAUCAGCGGAAAGAAAUGUCGAUCUUUUGCGAGCCGCUGUUUUUGGAAGACUCGUCCUUGGAAUGCUCGGAGCACAUGAGAUUUUGUAGAGCGCGGAAUGUGAUGAUAAAUUUCACGGACCUGUUCCGAAGGAAGGAACCGAUACGCUACAAAAUGGACGUGUUGAAAGAAGGCCAGAUCGGCGGAUACUGCAAAUUGAACGAGAAAAGACUGCAAAAGAACGCGGACCAUAUCAGUCCGUUGCAGUCGUGGGGGCCCGAAUUAAGGAACUUCCGGAAGUUGCCUAGACCGCCGAUUGGCAACGGCGACUGUGAUAUAGUGAUCGAGAAGCCGACGUACAUAAUGAAGAUAGACGCCAUAGUAAACAUGUACCAUCAUUUUUGCGACUUUUUCAAUUUGUACGCGUCAUUGCACGUAAACCUCUCGCACCCCGCCGCCUUCAGCACUGAUAAUCACGUAAUGAUCUGGGAAAGCUACAGUUACCGCUCCGCGUUCCAGGACACCUUUGAGGCUUUCACGAGAAAUCCGCUGUGGGAUUUAAAAACGUUCCGCGGGGAGACCGUCUGCUUCAAGAACCUCGUGUUCCCGUUACUGCCGCGCAUGAUCUUUGGUCUCUACUACAACACACCUCUAAUUUACGGCUGUGAGAAGAGCGGGCUGUUCAAGGCGUUCGGCGACCACGUGUUGCACAGGCUGAGAAUACCUCUUCAGGAAAGGAAGAACCAAAGGAUACGAGUGACUCUGCUCAGCAGAGACACGCAAUACAGAAGGAUUUUAAAUGAGGACGAACUAGUGAAAGCGUUGAAGGAGAAUCCGGAGUAUAAAGUUAGAAAGGUAGUGUACAAUAAAAAGGUUCCCUUCAAGAAGCAACUAGAGAUUACGAGGAAUUCCGAUAUCUUUAUAGGAAUUCAUGGAGCUGGACUGACGCAUUUGAUGUUUCUACCAGACUGGGCGGCUGUCUUUGAAAUAUACAACUGCGAGGAUCCAGGUUGUUACAAGGAUCUCGCACGAUUACGGGGAGUGAGGUACUUCACGUGGGAGAAUGCAUCGAAAUUGGUGCAGCAGGAUCCCGGUACGCAUCCCGAUGGCGGAGCUCACGCGAAAUUCACGAAUUACAGUUUCGACGUCGACGAAUUCCUUCGUAUGGUUGCUCAAGCUGGGGAUCACGUGAAGAAUCACAAGGGCUUCAAGAAUUUUGUAAGCAAAGGGGCGCGAAGUAAGAGGUCCGACGUGAAAAACGAAACUAGUGCGAGUAACGUUAAGAAGAUCGAAACGCCCGAGUCGGAAGAUCAAGCCGAACUGAAGCCCGUAGUUCAAUCCAAAGAUGAAUUAUAAAUGAAUUUCUAGGCAAUGAAUUUCACUAACAACGAACUAUUUUAAUACUUGAUAGGCUAGUGUUACAAUUGAACGAAACAAACGACUUGUUACCAAUCAAGCUCUUUACUUAUUUUUAUACUGAUAUAUGUACAUACACACUUAUUUUGAUUAAAAAAAGAAAAUGGAAUA